ACUGCGGAAGCAGGUCGAGCAAUGCCGUAGACUCAAGCAGAGCAGCGCCGCCGCCCCGCCCCCCAUGUCGAUCCGCGCCGCGCUCCACCUCCGCCGUUUCUUCUCCACGGACGCCGCCCUCGCGCCGCCGAAGCUGCGGAACCUACCCUACCGCCUCCGCCACGCCGCCGUCCCGGCCGCGCGCGCCGCCGUCUCCGAGUACCUCCACUCCACGCGCUGCCUCCCGUGCUCCCACGCCGACUCCAUCGUCGCGCACUCCCCGCGCUCCCUCCUCUCCUUCCUCGCCGCGCUCCCUCCCGUGCCGGGCUCCCUCCCCACCGCGGAGCUCCCUGCACUCCUCCGCCGCCACCUCAACUUUCACCCGCUCAACGAGCUCCCCUUCUUCCUCGAAUCAAUCGGCGCGCCCGCCGCGGCGCCCCCCAGCUCCGACCUCAUGUUCCUCGCCGACCACCCCACUCUGCUCGACGCCGUCGCCGCGCUCGCGCACUUCGGAUUCCCAUGGUCCCGCCUCGGUCUCCUCUUCCCCGCCGUCCUCCUCGGCGUGCCCCCGGACCGUAUCUCAGCUCGCCUCGCUGCUCUCGAGGCCCGCCUCAACCGGCUCCCGCGCGCCGCCAUCAUCGCUGCCUGCCUCACCUUCCCAUCGCUUCUUGAGCGCGAUCUAUCCGAUUGCGACCCACUCGUUAAGGAUCUCGGCGCCACGUUCAGAGGAUUGGGUCCGGAUUUGGGGGCAAGCAAUGACAUCGACGCGUUCUCGGGCGUGUGCCGGAGGAUGCGGAUUUUCUAUGAUGCCGGGGCAGAGAUUGGUAGCAUUGGGGGACUUGCCAGCAGCAGCUGGAGAGUGUUUCUUGAGCUCAGGGAAAAGAGGAUUGCUGAGAGGUUACGGUUCUUCAAGGAUCUGGGGAUGCCCGGGAAGGAACUAGGAAGGUUCUUGCUAAGCAAUGCCAAGCUUUUUGAUCACGAUUUCUCUGACGUAGUGAUCUCGGUGCCAGAGUAUUUGCUGAGAGUUGGUUUGGUGGAGGAUGAGGUUAAUGUGGCUAUAGAGAAACAUCCAUAUGUUGUUGGGAAGAACCAGCUGGAGAACCUCCCCAGGGUGCUGCGGGCAAUGAAGCUGGAGCAUCGGUUCCUGGAGAAGAUUUCCGUUGGUGGAAAGAACUUGUGUUAUUUAUCACCUUAUUUUGCUUUGGAGGAUGAUAGCUAUGAUGCAGAGGUUGAGAGGGCUUUCUUGGAUGGGAUGGCUAAAGUCAAGGCUGACAAGAAAGCACAGCAUGUGGACAGCAAGCUGGAGUUCUUGAAAAGCAUUGGGUAUGGUGAGAAUGAGAUAGCCACCAAGGUAAUUCCUGUCCUUCACAGCACUAAGGAUUUCCUGCAGGAGCGGUUUGACUACCUUCUGGAAAGAGGGGUGGACUAUACAAUGCUGUGUCGGAUCUUGACUGUUUUUCCAAAGGUGCUGAACCAGGGUAAGAAUAUGCUCAAUGAGAAGUUGAAUUAUCUCACAGAGGAGCUGGGCUACUCCAUAGAGUACCUUGAUUGCUUCCCUGCAUUUCUGUGCUUUGAUUUGGAGAACAGGGUCAAGCCUAGGUAUACAAUGCUUCGGUGGCUCCGAGAGCAUGGCCUACUUAGAAAACAAUUAGCCCCUGCAACAGUGCUUGCUAACUCGGAGAAGAGAUUCAUUACUACUCUCCACCUUGUGCAUCCUGCAGUUCCAAAGUUGUGGCUUGAGAGCUUCUCUUCAAGAUUGCAUAUGGAGUGUUAUCUCAAGAAUAUUUAUCAUCAGCAUUCAGACAACAUAUAGUUAGACGUCUGAAAUCAUAUUGACAUGAUUGUUAAGAGUCGAAUUGUGAUGUUGCUGCAAUCAGUUAAUCGUCUCUGCAAUUUUGCUGCUACCUGAUCCAACACUCGCUCAGAGAAAGAGACAGGCACGGUUUUCUUACAUGAGUAAACUUCAAGUUGCGAAAAAGGAAAAGAAAAAGGCCCGUCAAAUUGAGUUGAACAGAUCCAGCUCUGCAAGCAGUAGGAACCAGCAAGAUUAAUGUUGGUGCAGCUUUCAACGCAACAAUGGGCUUUGCAGUUGUGGGUUUCAUAGCUAGAUAUGAACAUGGUCUGGUUCGCCUCUCAUCUGGGGAGGAAUUGUUUCAAUGUUUUUUUUAUGCUGAGUAAGCUGAGCUGCUGGCAUUCUGAGAUGUCUUCACCUUGCCCUCACCAGGCCUCGGGCAGGGUGGGUAUCUGAACCUGUUGUCAUUGAUACGGACCUGAGGCCUCGGGCAGGUGGGUAUCUGAACCUGUUGUCAUUGAUACGGACUGCCUUAAUGUUGUGCGUGCUUUGAAAUACAGAGUGGAGAACAGAGCCCAUUUACUCGAUGCUUCUGAAGGAGGUGAAAUCUCUUGCAAAUGAGAUUAGGGUGGCUGAAUUUAAAAAUUCUUCUAGACUCAGAAUAGGGUAGCUCAUUCUUCUCAGCUAAGAAUUCUUGUGAAGGAGUCUCGCCCAUUGUCUGGAUUAGGCGAGCUCCUGCAUUUUGUAUCGCGUCUUGUGGAUGCGGAAUGUAACCGCGAUCUGAGUUAAUAUAGCUCGACCUUUUCCCUUGGAAAAAAAGGCAUCCAGCUAUUUUUCCUUCAACAAAAAAGGGCAGGU
Panicum virgatum (switchgrass) is the source of this 2629-nucleotide messenger RNA. Its product is annotated as transcription termination factor MTEF18, mitochondrial-like. The record is from RefSeq and is a predicted model, not a curated record. The coding region runs from base 65 to 1792 and encodes 575 amino acids. Gene Ontology annotation, molecular function: double-stranded DNA binding. Lineage: Eukaryota; Viridiplantae; Streptophyta; Magnoliopsida; Poales; Poaceae. Gene Ontology annotation, biological process: regulation of DNA-templated transcription; chloroplast organization. The transcript is spliced from 2 exons. Gene Ontology annotation, cellular component: chloroplast.